UGACACGAACUAUAACAUGCAUGAUUUUGUCACACCAAUAAUAAAACGUAUCAAAUGACAUUAUUACCCUUCAAAGCGUCCUAGCCGUUAUCCAAUUAACCCAUACGUCAUUUCAAAACCCAAAAAGGACAUUUCCGUAACUCCCUACACACCUUCUUCUUCACACUCUCUCUGAAUUCCAAACUCUCACACACUGACUGAACUGAAUAACGGAAUUAUCUCAUUUUCUCUCUCUAGCUCUCGGGUUAAGGUUUAGAUUCUCUGAUGGCUUCGUCUUCCUCCGAUCCAGGCAAGUCUGCGGAGACAUCAGAAGCAGUGGCGGCGGCGAAUGAUCAGCUUUUACUGUACAGAGGAUUGAAGAAAGCGAAGAAAGAGAGAGGUUGUACUGCUAAAGAACGAAUCAGUAAAAUGCCUCCGUGUGCUGCCGGUAAACGCAGCUCCAUCUACCGCGGUGUUACCAGGCAUAGAUGGACUGGUCGUUAUGAAGCACAUCUAUGGGAUAAAAGUACAUGGAAUCAAAAUCAGAAUAAGAAAGGAAAACAAGUAUACUUGGGGGCGUAUGAUGACGAGGAAGCAGCGGCUAGAGCGUAUGACCUUGCUGCUCUGAAAUAUUGGGGUCCUGGGACUCUCAUUAACUUCCCAGUGACUGAUUAUACAAGAGAUCUCGAAGAAAUGCAGAAUGUUUCGAGAGAAGAAUACCUUGCGUCUUUGCGGAGGAAGAGCAGUGGUUUUUCAAGAGGGCUAUCAAAAUAUCGUGGACUCUCCAGUCGAUGGGGGCCAUCAUAUGGUCGAAUGGCUGGAUCUGAUUACUUCAGUAGUAUACAUCAUGGAGAUAAUUCAGCUGCGGAAAGUGAAUAUGUUAGUGGUUUCUGCGUAGAAAGAAAGAUUGAUUUAACAAAUCACAUCAAAUGGUGGGGAUCUAAUAAGAAUCGACACCCUGAUGCUGGAACGAGAUUAUCAGAAGAAAAGAAACAUGGUUUUGCUGGAGAUAUUUACUGUGAACUUAAAACAUUGGAACAGAAAGUCCAACCGACAGAACCAUACAAGAUGCCGGAGUUAGGACCGCUGCACAAUGAGAAAAAACAUAAAAGUUCUUCAAUCUCUGCUUUAAGUAUUUUGUCAGAGUCUGCUGCUUACAAGAGCAUGCAAGAGAAAGCUGCAAAAAGACAAGAAAAUAGCACCGAUAAUGACGAGAAUGAAAACAAAAAUAUAGUCAAUGAGUUGGAUCGUGGGAAGGCAGUAGAGAAACCCUCAAAUCAUGAUGGCAGCAAUAAUCGACUUGACAUUGCAAUGGGAAUGAGUGGGGCGUUGUCUCUUCAAAGAAAUGUUUACCCAUUGACAUCAUUCUUGUCUGCGCCACUUUUGACAUCCUACAACACUGUUGAUCCAAUGGUAGAUCCUGCUCUCUGGACAUCUCUCAUUCCCAUGCUUCCUGCUGGACUUUCUCGUACAUCUGAGGUUACAAAGACAGAGCCCGAUUCAACCUACAAUAUGUUUCAGCCACAGGAGUGAUUGGACAUCCGAAUUUCUAAUUGAAGAAAGCCAAGAGCCUGAAAGCUGAGCUUUGUACCAAACAAACAACAGUGUAAAGUUCUAAACUCUCCCCCUUGGCUUUUUGCAAUAUCACAUGGGUUGCUGAGGAGGAAGAAAUGGAAGUACCAUAGUUUUACAUUGUGAGAUAGAUAUAUAGUAAUAGAAUUAUAGCACAAAUAUUUACAUUUCAAGUCAGAUAUGUAUCAGUUGAUAUCUCUAUCAUGUAUAUGCAGUCAGCGUUAAACAAAUUUUGAUUUUCUGCGGAAUAUUCUGUACAGAAUAAGAGGUGGAAUGAAAUUAUGCAAGAACAAGGUCGUCAAUUGACUUGCAUAGAUUUUUUUUCCUUUCUUUUUUUAGGCGUUAA
This is a messenger RNA of Medicago truncatula (barrel medic), 1897 nucleotides long. RefSeq names its product AP2-like ethylene-responsive transcription factor At2g41710. The record is from RefSeq and is a predicted model, not a curated record. Gene Ontology annotation, biological process: regulation of DNA-templated transcription. NCBI's taxonomy places the organism in Eukaryota, Viridiplantae, Streptophyta, Magnoliopsida, Fabales, Fabaceae. The transcript has 9 exons. Bases 265 to 1512 code for a protein of 415 amino acids. Gene Ontology annotation, molecular function: DNA binding; DNA-binding transcription factor activity.